AUGGCAGAGUCUAAUGGCUGUGAUUACAGUGGUUUUUGGAGACAAACAAGAAACUUUGGUUUGCAAAUACUUGUGAGUAGAUGGUUCAUGCUGUUUGCUUCACUCCUGAUAAUGUCUGUCAAUGGUACAGGCUACAUGUUCGGAAUAUACUCCGGCGACAUCAAGUCAUCUUUAGGCUAUGAUCAAACCACCCUCAACACAAUCGGAUUCUUCAAGGACUUGGGUGGCAAUUUAGGAGUCUUGCCGGGGCUAAUCUAUGAAGUUACACCUCCAUGGAUGGUUCUCUCAAUUGGUUCAGUCAUGAACUUCUUUGGCAACUUCAUGAUCUGGCUCGCGGUCACUGGUCGAAUUUCCAAGCCCCAUGUAUGGCAGAUGUUUCUGUACAUCUGCAUUGCCGCGAAUUCGCAGUCUUUUCCCAAUACUGCUGCAUUGGUUACUUGUGUCAAGAACUUCCCAGAAAGUAGAGGCAGUGUGAUAGGGCUUUUGAAGGGGUUUAUUGGUCUAAGUGGAGCAAUUAUCACACAACUUUACCAUGCUAUUUAUGGUGAUGACUCAAAAGCUCUGAUAUUGUUCAUUGCUUGUCUUCCUACUGUUGUUCCCUUAGUUUUUCUUCGAAUGAUUCGGAUAAUGAAGGUUGUUCGAUGCCCGGGAGAGCUCAAAGUUUUCUACAACUUCCUCUAUAUCGCGCUUGGCCUUGCUGGAUUCAUGAUGAUCAUCAUUGUUGUGCAGAACAGAACCAGCUUUACUAGAACAACAUACAGUUUUAGUGCUUUAGUAGUUCUCAUAUUGCUUUUUCUCCCAAUCGCGAUCGUUAUCAAAGAAGAACUCAAUAGUCUGAAAAUCAAGGAUUCGGCUGAAAAUCUACCACCACCAGCAGCAGCAGCAGCAGAAGCAGCAACAGAAGAAACAUUGGGGGCAGAUUCUUGUUUGAUCAACAUCUUCAAUCCACCACAAAGAGGAGAGGACUAUACAAUACUUCAAGCAAUUUUCAGUAUUGACAUGUUGAUUAUCUUCACUGCAACAACUUGUGGCGUUGGCGGGGCGUUAGCUGCGAUUGACAAUUUGGGGCAGAUAGGGAGCUCAUUAGGCUACCCAAAACAUAGCAUUGCGACCUUCAUAUCACUAGUGAGCAUAUGGAAUUUCCUAGGCCGGGUUCUGGCCGGAUUUGUUUCCGAAUCCUUAUUGACAAAGUAUAAUUUUCCUAGGCCACUCAUGCUUAGUUUGGUGAUCCUGCUAGCUAGUGUUGGUCAUCUUUUGAUAGCUUUUGCAGUCCCAAAUUCUCUCUACUUGAAUUCAAUCAUCAUGGGUUUCUGCCUUGGAGCACAACUGCCAUUAGUGUCAACUAUUAUAUCAGAAAUAUUUGGGCUUAAACACUACUCCACAUUGUACAAUGUAGGGUCAGUUUCAAGCCCAGUUGGGUCCUAUAUUUUCAAUGUGAAAGUGGCUGGUAAGCUUUAUGACAGAGAGGCUUUGAAGCAAAUGAAAGGUUUGGGACUUGGUAGGGAAGCAGGGAAGGCCUUGAAUUGUAGUGGAGUUGAGUGUUACAAAAUGGGUUUUGUUAUAAUCAGUGUUGCAACAUUGUUUGGGUUUCUGGUUUCUCUAGUUUUGGUGAUUAGAACAAGGAAAUUCUACAAUGGAGAUAUCUACAAGAGGUUCAGAGAGGAUGCCAUUGCCACAGCAGAGAUUAACACUGGAAAUAAUGUAGUUCCUGCAAGAAGCGUAGAAGCCUCAGCAAAUCCAGCAGUGCCCAACAUCAGCAUCUCUGCAGCAACUAACAUGAAAUCAAUAGCUAAUUAG
This is a messenger RNA of Tripterygium wilfordii, 1797 nucleotides long. RefSeq lists its product as uncharacterized. The transcript has a single exon. Gene Ontology annotation, cellular component: membrane. The record is from RefSeq and is a predicted model, not a curated record. NCBI's taxonomy places the organism in Eukaryota, Viridiplantae, Streptophyta, Magnoliopsida, Celastrales, Celastraceae. The coding region runs from base 1 to 1797 and encodes 598 amino acids.